This is a messenger RNA of Cicer arietinum (chickpea), 1876 nucleotides long. RefSeq lists its product as uncharacterized. Gene Ontology annotation, biological process: proteasome-mediated ubiquitin-dependent protein catabolic process. Lineage: Eukaryota; Viridiplantae; Streptophyta; Magnoliopsida; Fabales; Fabaceae. The record is from RefSeq and is a predicted model, not a curated record. Gene Ontology annotation, molecular function: protein-macromolecule adaptor activity; protein binding. Gene Ontology annotation, cellular component: nucleus.
AGAGAAAGAGAGAAAGCAACCCAUUGUGAUGAUACCUUUAGAACUGGAACUAGAAUGCGAGACGUGGAAAAAUUGAAGACAAAGAGGAAAAUGGGAAAUAAAAGAAAAUAAGUUAAUGAGAAAGAUAACGUUGAACUGUUGAAGUUUCAUCUUCAAUGGUUAAAAUCUAAGAUCACUUCUCAUCGUUUAUUUCUUCAAGCUAGAAAAUCCAAAGUGCUCUUCAACUACACUGCUUCAAGGGAGCGCAAUUCUCUUCAAGUUCUUAAACGACCUAACAUUGAUAAAUACUCUGUCUUCAAAGAAAUUGGAUUUACAAAUCUACCCCGUUAUGACUCCACUUAUAUGAACUCUGGUCUCUCCUUCUGUAAGACUUCAAAACGUUGCUACGACCUUGCUUCAGGUGAUGACGGAGGCUUCGUCACCUUGUUUGACACUCGACGCAACACAAAGAAGAUUAGCGAAUGGCGUGCCCAUGAAGAAACCGGGAUUUUUGGUCAGGUUAUUUUGGAUGUUGGUUGGAUUAAGGAAGAUACCCAAAUUCUCACUGCUGCUGGUGAUGAAACUAUUAAAGUAUGGGAUGUUGAAGAAAAGAAAUGUCUUGCAACGUUAUGGGGGCACAGGGAUUGGAUUGAAUCUAUUUGUUCUCAUCCAACUAAUGAUGAUAUAUUCGUCUCUGGUUCAAAUGAUAGAUCCUUUCGUCUUUGGGACUUGAGAUGCAAGUCAACGGUUAGUAUCCCCAAUGAAGAUACAAUAUUUUCAACUGCUGUUGUCGAAAGAGCAAAUCUUUAUCAUAGAUCAGAUGGAGGAAGGGUUGAUGCCAUGGGCCUUACAUCCGUUCUUUGGCUCAAGGAUCAAUUCACCAUAGCCACUGCUGGGUCAAAACAUAGUACAGUAAAGUUUUGGGAUGCCAGAUUUCUGAAACAAGGCGUCACAUAUAAAGGCCCUCUUCCUAAGUCAACAGAAAAGCAAAAAUUACAUGCUUUUGAUGGUAUAACUAGCUUGUCUCAAGAUGAGCGUGGAGUUUUACUCACAGCUUCCAGCAUGGAUAACCGAAUUUAUCUAUAUAAUAUACUUGAACUUGGAAAGAGGGCUUUAAGUUAUUUUGAAGGACAUACAAUACGAAAAUAUUCAAAGGCUGCAAUUAGCCCUGAUGCAUUGAACAUAGCUAGCGGCUGUGAUCAUGGAACGACAUACGUUUGGCAGGUCAACAAGCCUCAUGAACGUACUAUUUUGAUGCCGGCGAAUGAGAAAGAAGAUGCUUACAAAGUUGACUGGUCCUGCUGCGAGCCUGGAAAACUUGCAACUGGUGGUAAUUACAAUAUCCAAAUAUGGAAUAAAGAUAUUGAAAUUCCAGAACAAUGACUCUCCCUAUGCCAUCCAAAGAGACAUCGCAAUACCAAAUAAAGUCAGCCACUCCAACUACUUAAGAAUCAGCUUUCAUCAGAAGUUUUUCAACUGCGUUAUUGGGUUAUUUGAAAUCUGAAGUGCAAUAAAGAGUUUGUUAUAGCAACCAUUCAUCUGUUGAAUUUUUUACUACCAAUCUUUUGUGAAGUUAGGGGAGACUAAAAGCCAAAAUCAUGUAAAUCUGUACAAAUUUUUGCUUCUGUUACUUUAUCUACUUGAUGAAUGAUGUGCAUAUGAAUCCUGUUUGGUGUGUUGAGUGCCAUAAAUGAAUAACUCAUGUUUUGUAGAUGAAAUGUACAGAAAGGAAAGCAAUAAACUUUUGAAUGCUAGGUGGGCAGUGAUCUGACUUUUACAUGCUGCAGUUGCACAUCUUUCUUGGGUGAAAUGUACUUUAUCAUCCAAAUUUACAAGUGUAGUUACUUUUCACCUUAACCUGUUUAACUGAUAAUUUUACUCGAUUACUUAAUAUUAA